Lytechinus variegatus (green sea urchin) is the source of this 2217-nucleotide messenger RNA. RefSeq lists its product as uncharacterized. Gene Ontology annotation, molecular function: DNA binding. Gene Ontology annotation, cellular component: nucleus. The transcript has 2 exons. The record is from RefSeq and is a predicted model, not a curated record. NCBI's taxonomy places the organism in Eukaryota, Metazoa, Echinodermata, Echinoidea, Temnopleuroida, Toxopneustidae. The coding region runs from base 284 to 1930 and encodes 548 amino acids.
UUUGUCUAAUGCGAAAAAAUAUAAUUUCACUUUAUAAAUUUGGCAAAGAACAAUAAAUAAAUAAAUAAAUAAAUGCCAAAAGAAUGCCAGCCAAUCUUCUCACUAAUAUAUUUCCUAAUUCUAGAAUGAAUCUUGCAGUAUAUGUUUGUAUAACAUCUAGAAAAAUAUACAAAUAAAAAUGUCCCGUUCAAUUUUAAAAAUUAUAAAAGUAGUUUUGCUUUUCAUCAUUUUUUCAGACGUUUCCUGAAGAGAUUGAGAAAGACCUUGUAGACUACAUCCAUCAAUGGAAUCGAUGAUGUACGGACUGACAUCGAACGACUUACGUCGUCUUGCUUUUCAACUAGCCGAAAGAAAUGGGAUCGCACAUCAAUUCAACAGAGAGAAGCAAAUGGCUGGAAAAGACUGGAUGUAUUCCUUCAUCAAACGCCAUCCGAUUUCCCUUAGACAACCAGAAGCCACCUCUGCAGCAAGAGCACGUUCGUUCAACCGUACAAACGUAAACAAAUUCUUUGACCUGCUCGAACCUCUUAUGGACAAGCACAAGUUUCCACCAAACAAUAUCUACAACGUUGACGAAACGGGGAUCAGUACUGUGCAGAGCAAACCAUCAAAAGUUCUUGCAAAGACCGGAAGGAAACAAGUUGGGUCCUUGGUUUCAGCGGAACGUGGUCAGACCGUCACAGUCGAAACGUGCAUGAGCGUUACAGGGUCUUUCAUCCCACCAAUGUUUGUCUUCCCACGUGUCAGAAUGAAGAUGGAACUAAUGGAUGAAGCUCCUCCAGGAUCAAUCCAUGAGUGUCACAAGAGUGGAUGGAUGCAGAUGGACAUAUUCACAAAAUGGUUCAAGCAUUUCAUCCGAUCAUCUGGCACUUCUAAGGACAACCCAGUGUUGUUGAUACUUGAUGGCCAUGCAACACAUGUCAGAAACUUGGAUGUCAUAGACCUUGCCAGAGACAAUGGUGUUGUAAUGCUGUGUCUGCCUCCACAUUGCUCUCACAGAAUGCAGCCACUUGAUGUGAGCUUCAUGAAGCCACUGUCAACAUACUACGACCAAGAACUAGAAAAAUGGUUGAGAAACAAUCCAGGUCGAGUUGUCACGUCCUUCCAGGUUGCAGAGUUGUUUGGCAAUGCAUACAUGAGGGCAGCAACUACCCAGGUGGCAGCUAGUGGGUUCCGCAAAACAGGAAUAUAUCCUACCAACAGAGAUGUCUUCCUCCCUCAUGAAUUCCUAGUGGCAGAUGUGACAGAUCUUCCCAUGGAUGACCGAGACAACAAAGAACACAGUGAAUCAAGAGUUGAAGUAGCUGCUCCAGGUUGUGAGGAUAAGGUUGAUGGUGAAGAAGGCAUUCCAGAGUUGACUGACACAGUAGACUCCGAAGAACCUGACAAGGAAACUCAUGGAGCAGCUACAGAAGGCUCCAAAACGACUCCAAACCUGCUUGCCAUUCCACCAACUCCUGAUACUGACAACGGUAAUGCAGGUCCCUCAACUUCUCGGUACCAAUCACCAUUUGUCAUUUCCCCACCUCCUAAAGCUAGUACUACCUCCAGGACCAAGAGAUCGAAUGCACGACGUGGCAAAGCUGUGGUCCUAACAGAAAGCCCUUACAAGUCUGAACUUAUCCUCUCAAAGACAACUCGGGCAAAGAAGGGAAAUCCAGGAAAAGCGCGCACAUGCAACAAGCGAUCUUCUGUAGUCCAGCCUCAAACCGGUGGGAAAAGAAAGCGCAAGACAGAACAACCAGAAGCAGAGAAUGACACUUCAUCCACUGAAGAUGAUGAUGCCGAGUGUAUCUACUGCAGUGAACUGUGGAGUGCAGGCAAGGAUGGCAUGAUCAAGUGCUCACUCUGUUUUGGAUGGGCACAUGAAGCUUGCGCGGGAAAAGAGGGUGAUUCUGAUGAAGAAUUCGUAUGUGAUCUCUGUUCUUAAAAAAAAAAAAAAACUUCAUUAAGAUCAGGACUAGAUAUGACACAAGGUAGACAUCAGUGUCAGGAUUAUAGUUUGUCAGUGUGAAAGUUGAUAUACAUUAGCAGUUUACAUGACUUUUCAUUGUCACUUUGGUGAAAGAAAAAUUACGUUUUCCAAAGGUUUUCAUUACAGUGGUUUUCAAAGUAUGGGCCUAGCAGUUGGUUUCAACGUAAUAGUAGUCUUAUCGCAACACAUAUUUGCCCCAGAUUCAAGUAAAAAACACAGACAUGUGUUAUAUUUAUAUAUAU